This is a messenger RNA of Bufo bufo (common toad), 1842 nucleotides long. It is a transcript of the gene CPB1, whose product is annotated as carboxypeptidase B1. Gene Ontology annotation, biological process: proteolysis. Lineage: Eukaryota; Metazoa; Chordata; Amphibia; Anura; Bufonidae. Gene Ontology annotation, molecular function: metallocarboxypeptidase activity; zinc ion binding. Bases 435 to 1676 code for a protein of 413 amino acids. The transcript has 11 exons. The record is from RefSeq and is a predicted model, not a curated record.
UCUUAACAUUAUACAAAUUUAGAUUAAAAAUCAAGGGGACAACAGUACAAUUCCCAUGUUUUACUAUGCUAAACACCGAAUAGAAGUCAUUGUAUGCUUUACCCAGGAAAGUGAAUCCAAAAUGUAAUUAAAAAAAGUAUAAUUCUUGGUUCAUAUUCCGAAAAUCAUCCUUGAUUUCAGUAAAGCUAAAAAGUAGUGAGCAUUUUGUGCCCAAUAGCUUGUACUAUUUCCACACUGUGGCCGUGAAAUAGUAAAACACAGGUGCAAAAAAAACCAAGUCAUUGGGUAAACACGUCAAGGACAGUGUGUCAUUAAUCAUACAUGAGACAGGCCAGAGGGUGUGGAUGCACCCUCUGCAAAUCAUGAACUAGAUAAACAAUCUGGACAACUUAUAUAAAGGACAACUGGAGCAAGCUAACUCUACCUGCAUCACCAUGUGGACCAUACUCAUCCUUGUGAGCAUUGCAGCUGUAUCUGCCGAACCUAAAGCCUUUCAUGGGGAGAAAGUUUUCCGAGUAUUUCCACAAGACAACAAGGAUGUAGAAGUCAUCAAAAGCUUGGCUGACAAUGCAAAACUCGACUUCUGGUCUCCAGACUCUGUUGAUCUUGUUCAACCUGGCAAAUUUGCUGACUUUCGUGCUGAAAGUCAGGUUGCUUAUGAUAUUCAGGCUCUCCUUGAACAAAGUGAAAUUCCCUUUGAAAUUCUGAUCAAUGACCUCCAGGAUACCCUGGAGAAACAGCGUGAUAGUACUUCCCGUGCUGUGCACAGCUAUGAAAAGUACAACGAUCUUGAUACAAUCAAUGCUUGGUCUGCUAACAUUGCUGCUCAGUACCCAUCUCUGGUGUCCCGUUCUCAGCUUGGAACCUCAUAUGAGGGACGCCCCAUUUAUUUACUCAAGGUUGGAAGUAGUGGAGCAAACAAGAAGGCAGUCUUCAUUGACUGUGGAUUCCAUGCAAGAGAAUGGGUCUCCCCUGCUUUCUGCCAGUGGUUUGUGAAGGAAGCUGUUAGCUCUUAUGGUGUUGAUGGACAGUUUACCAGCCUCCUCAACAAUCUGAAUUUCUACGUCCUUCCAGUCCUGAAUGUUGAUGGAUAUGCGUACACCUGGAGCACAAACCGUAUGUGGAGAAAGACUCGCUCCGUUAACUCCGGUAGCACUUGCAUCGGAACUGAUCCCAACAGAAACUUUAAUGCUGGAUGGUGCACUGUUGGAGCUUCUUCAAGAGCCUGUGAUGACACAUAUUGUGGCACUACACCUGAGUCUGAGAGGGAAACCAAAGCCCUUGCUAACUUCAUCCGUGCUAACCUUUCCUCCAUCAAGGCUUACCUGACCAUCCACUCUUAUUCCCAGAUGUUGCUCUUCCCCUACUCCUACACCUACUCUCUUGCCAAGGACCACACUGAACUGAACAAUGUUGCCAAGGGAGCAGUUGAUGCAUUGACUUCUUUAUACCGAACUAAAUACACCUAUGGUGCUGGUGGAACCACAAUCUACCUGGCUGCUGGAGGUUCUGAUGACUGGGCUUAUGAUGUAGGUGUCAAAUUCUCUUACACAUUUGAGCUGCGUGACACUGGAAGAUAUGGCUUUGCUCUCCCAGAAUCUCAGAUCAAGCCUACUUCUGAAGAAACUCUGCUGGCCGUGAAAUACAUUGCCAAUUAUGUCCAGAACAAUGCCUAGAUGAAAUGUAUUAUUCCAGUUUCAAACCAGGAAAGAAAGAUUAUCCAUUUUCUAUUUGUGUUUGUUACAAAUGUUGUAAUUUUGUACUUUCUUGGUUUUAAAUACCAAUUGGAAAAAUGAAUGUAAAUGACUGAUAAGGAAAAAUAGAAAUUAAAGGACUGUCAGU